UUGAUUAUGAAUGCGUCUAAAACCCUAAAGAAGAAGUGUAAGUAACCCGGAUGAGCAGUACAUAUUGAGGAAACGGGCCUCUGCUCGCUCUUUUCCUGAAGAGCUAACCACGUUUGUGGCUCUUGUUCCUGGCUCACCGCUGUUCGCUUGAAUUUCUCCCGAAUAAGUCGGUCAGGAAUAAUCAAAAUGGCUUUCAAGGACACUGGCAAGGCACCUGUAGAGACUGAGGUCGCCAUUCACCGCAUCCGCAUCACCCUCACCAGCCGCAAUGUCAAGUCUCUGGAGAAAGUCUGCGCAGACUUGAUCCGUGGGGCUAAGGAGAAGAACCUGAAGGUGAAGGGACCCGUCCGCAUGCCAACCAAGACUCUGCGUAUCACCACCAGGAAAACACCUUGUGGUGAAGGAUCCAAAACCUGGGAUCGCUUCCAGAUGAGGAUCCACAAGCGCCUGAUUGAUCUGCACAGCCCAUCUGAAAUCGUCAAGCAGAUCACCUCCAUCAGCAUUGAACCCGGUGUAGAGGUUGAGGUUACCAUCGCAGAUGCAUAAAUGAUGCAGAUGAUUCAAUAAAGAAAUGAAUAAGGAAACUGA
Molecule: messenger RNA, 588 nt
Organism: Sander lucioperca (pikeperch)
Lineage: Eukaryota; Metazoa; Chordata; Actinopteri; Perciformes; Percidae
Gene: rps20
Product: ribosomal protein S20
Exons: 4
Coding region: 187-546 (119 amino acids)
Biological process (GO): translation
Cellular component (GO): cytosolic small ribosomal subunit; ribosome
Molecular function (GO): structural constituent of ribosome; RNA binding
Source: RefSeq, a predicted model, not a curated record